This is a messenger RNA of Pediculus humanus corporis (human body louse), 783 nucleotides long. Its product is annotated as class A rhodopsin-like G-protein coupled receptor GPR5ht1, putative. Gene Ontology annotation, cellular component: dendrite; membrane. Gene Ontology annotation, biological process: serotonin receptor signaling pathway; G protein-coupled receptor signaling pathway, coupled to cyclic nucleotide second messenger; chemical synaptic transmission. The record is from RefSeq and is a predicted model, not a curated record. Bases 1 to 783 code for a protein of 260 amino acids. NCBI's taxonomy places the organism in Eukaryota, Metazoa, Arthropoda, Insecta, Psocodea, Pediculidae. Gene Ontology annotation, molecular function: serotonin binding; neurotransmitter receptor activity; G protein-coupled serotonin receptor activity. The transcript is spliced from 4 exons.
AUGGUUUGGUGUAAUGUGUACGUGACGUGUGACGUUCUAGCAUGUUCGGCAAGCAUAAUGCACAUGACGUUCAUUUCUCUCGGAAGGUAUUUAGGUAUAAGGAAUCCAUUGAAAACGAGACACGCGACAACAAAAAAAUUAGUCGGAAUUAAAAUAGCAGCCGUUUGGUUGUUGUCAAUGGUCAUAUCGAGCAGCAUAACCGUUUUGGGUUUGCUUAAUCCGAGCAACAUAAUGCCUGAACCUGAUAUUUGCGUCAUCAACAAUCGAGCAUUUUUCGUUUUUGGAAGUUUGGCAGCUUUUUACAUACCCAUGGUCAUUAUGGUCGUCACUUACGUUCUCACCGUUCAAUUGCUAAGGAAAAAAGCGAGAUUCGUUGCCGCAAAUCCGGAUUCCGACUGUCAAUUUCGUAGAUUGGGGGGAAGAUUCAUAAAACAGCCCCCACCGAGAAUCGAUUAUUCAAAAUCUCAGGGCACAAACAGGCAAAAACGUCAGAGUCUCGCAUUGAACGCCGUACAAACGGAACAAAAAGCAAGCAAAGUACUCGGAGUCGUUUUUUUCACAUUCGUUCUAUGUUGGACUCCAUUUUUCAUAUUAAACAUAAUAUUUGCCGCAUGUCCCGAUUGUCACGUACCGAGUCACGUUGUCGACACGUGUUUGUGGCUCGGUUACGUCAGUUCAACUAUAAAUCCAAUAAUAUACACAAUUUUUAAUAAAACUUUUCGUGCCGCAUUUAUAAGAUUGUUAAAAUGUCGCUGUUACAAAACUUCCAGACCUUCCAGGUAA